Paramecium octaurelia is the source of this 527-nucleotide messenger RNA. The record is from the annotation of a GenBank genome assembly. Lineage: Eukaryota; Ciliophora; Oligohymenophorea; Peniculida; Parameciidae.
UAUGCCAGAUUAUAUUGAAUUUGCCAAAAAAUAUAAGGAUACAUGCAAAUGCUAAUUUAUAUACAUAAAAGAGGCUCAUUUUAUUGAGACAGAUGAGAAAGGCAAAUUCGUUGAUGGAUGGCCAAGAGGAUAUUUUGGUUUUGAAUAUCCUUAACAUAAGAGCCAAGAAUAACGAUUUAAAAUGGCAUAAAUACUCAAAACUAAAUAUAACAUUCCAGAUGAGUUCCCUAUAUAUCAAGAUAUCUAUCCUUAAAACCUAUUUGAUGAAUCAUUUGGUAUAUGGCCAGAUAACUUAUGUGUUUUUAAAAACAGUUAAUUAAUUUAUCGAGGUAUAAUAAAUUUGGAUGGAACUAGGAAUGCAAGCUAUUCUAAAGAAUUAGAAGAAUUGCUUGAUAAUUUUAAAUAUUGAAGUUUUCUUCUAAAGAAAAUGCAUUUAAAAAUGAAUUUCUACAUAUGAAAUAAAGUUCAACAGAUGUGGAAAGGAAGCUGAAAUUAAAUAUAUUUUCUUUAUUUAAAUUUUCGACUAC